AUCCGUUCACUAGACACCAACCACUUAGUGAAAUUGGUGACGAGAAUAUCUCUCAUUUUCUUUGGCUUUUUCUUAAACCCAAAAACGAUUUUAAAAUUGAGUCAGGAAUACUUCAGUGACAUCAUUCCCUUCGCAGCGAAGAUGGAAGACGAGUCCUCGUAUUACGACAGAACCAAGGAAGUGAAGGAGUUCGAUGAAACGAAAGCCGGAGUUAAAGGCCUUGUGGACUCAGGGAUCACAAAAGUCCCCAAGUUCCUCAUUCAUCCACCACAAAGCCUUUCAAAUUCAGAAACAACAAAUGUAAACUUUAAGGUUCCUGUCAUAGACUUUGACGGCUUUGAUCAAGAUUUCCAGCGAGCACAGAUUGUGAAGGAGAUUUGUGAAGCAUCCGAAACGUGGGGGUUCUUUCAAAUGGUUAAUCAUGGAGUUCCAGAGAGAGUGAUUGAGAAUAUGUUGGAAGGGAUUCGAGGGUUUCAUGAGCAGCCGAAGGAGGUGAAGAUGGAGUGGUAUUCUCGUGACUCGAAACAUAGAGUGAGAUACUACUGCAAUGGAGAUCUGUUGGUGUCGAAAACAGCGAAUUGGAGAGACACGAUAGGGUUUGAUUUCCAGGACGGUCCAUUGGACCCCGAGACAUUUCCCUUCGUUUGCAGAGAGGCAGUGCAGGAGUACAUUGAACACUUAAAGAACUUGAGGGAGAUGCUAUCAGGUUUGUUGUCCGAGGCCUUGGGGCUCAGCACUGACUACCUGGAAAACAUAGAGUGCAUGAAGACUGAAAAUCUGGUGUGCCAUUAUUACCCGAGCUGUCCAGAACCGGAGCUGACCCUUGGCACAACCAAGCAUUCGGAUCCUUCCUCUUUAACUGUACUCUUGCAGGAUGAUCUCGGCGGCCUGCAAGUCCUCCAUCAAGGUCACUGGGUUGAUGUUCCUCCUACUCCUGGAGCUCUUGUGGCGAAUGUCGGUGAUCUUAUGCAACUUAUCACCAAUGACAAGUUCAGAAGCGUAGAGCAUAGAGUACUGGCUAGAAGAGUGGGGCCCAGGAUAUCAGCUGCAUGUUUUUUCUAUCCAAGUGCUACGCAAAGAUUCAAACCCUAUGGCCCCAUCAAGGAGUUUCUCUCGGACAACCUACCGAUAUACAGGGAAACACACUUUGGGGAGUAUCUUGCUUAUUACAGAUCAAAGGGGUUAGAUGGUAACUCUGCCCUUUCUCAUUUUAAAUUAGCUUAAUUCAGAUAGGGAACUGUUAUUAGCAUUCUAAAAAUACACUCUAUAUAUAUUUUUUUAAUCAUAAAUAGUUUGGAGUGCAAAUUG
Pyrus x bretschneideri (Chinese white pear) is the source of this 1308-nucleotide messenger RNA. Its product is annotated as 1-aminocyclopropane-1-carboxylate oxidase homolog 1-like. The transcript is spliced from 4 exons. NCBI's taxonomy places the organism in Eukaryota, Viridiplantae, Streptophyta, Magnoliopsida, Rosales, Rosaceae. The record is from RefSeq and is a predicted model, not a curated record. The coding region runs from base 142 to 1224 and encodes 360 amino acids.